Plasmodium malariae is the source of this 3921-nucleotide messenger RNA. Its product is annotated as conserved Plasmodium protein, unknown function. NCBI's taxonomy places the organism in Eukaryota, Apicomplexa, Aconoidasida, Haemosporida, Plasmodiidae. Bases 1 to 3921 code for a protein of 1306 amino acids. The record is from RefSeq and is a predicted model, not a curated record. The transcript has 2 exons.
AUGAAAUAUCUACUGAGGAGAACAAACAGAAAAUUCGCGUUCAACAGUUUUCUUCGCAAAUCGUGCUCUUUCUACUGCUCCAGAAAAAGGAGCAACAUAUCAGAAAUUUUAGAGAGUAAUCAUUAUGAUAAAGAUGGGAAAUAUGAUAAAGAUGGGAAAUAUGAUAAAGAUGGGAAAUAUGAUAAAGAUGGGAAAUAUGAUAAAAAUGGGAAAUAUGAUAAAGAUGGGAAAUAUGAUAAAGAUGGGAAAUAUGAUAAAGAUGGCAAAUAUAAUAAAAAUGGUAAAUAUAAUAAAAAUGGUAAAAACGUUGUCUCCAAAUUUUAUCCUAUUGAACAUGAGAAGGACAUAAUAACCAUUUUGCAAAAUUCGGCGGAAAGAAAAAAUGAAUUAACUUGUCAAAACAUAAUACAAUUACUUCAAGCAUGUAGUAAAAACAGAUACAAAAAUGAUACGAUUGCACAGUUAAUAAUUAUGAACAUAAAAUAUAAUAUUGAAAAAAUGUCCAUUAUUCGAUUAUGUGUGUGCAUAAAUUAUUUGGUUAAUUUGAAUAUACUAAAAAAUAAUGAGAAUUUUACGAAUGUACUAAUUAAUUCUUUAAUAAAAAAGUUGAAAAAUGAUGAACAUAUAGAUCUGUAUGGAAUAUGUCUUAUAGCUAAAUUUCUUCUUAAUGAGAAAAUAAAAAACCAAGAAUUAUUUUACUUAAUAGGUGACAUAAUCAAAAAUAAAAUAACCAUGAAUUCGAAUUCGUAUGAUAUAUACAAUUUGAUACUAUCCCUUUUAGCUAUUCAAGAUAACAGACUUUUAAAAAAUGAUAAAAUUUCUGAUGAAAUAGGUACCAAGUGUACACAAAAUAAUUAUAGCUUAUGUAAUAGAAAAAAUGAAGAGAAUAUAUAUCACAAGAUGGACACUACUAUCCAUUUUGUACAGAUAUAUACGAAUUACAGAAUGAAUAAUAAUUUAGAAAAUGUGAUUAAAUUAAAUGAAGAGAAUAUUUACAAAUUGUUAUAUCAUUAUAUAAAAUUGGACAGGGUAAAAAAUGAAGAAAUCAUUCUUAUUAUUAAUAGUGUAAGUAGUAUAAAUAGAAAAAAUUUUAUGCACAAAAUGGAUUUAAGUAAAAAGGAAAAAACUGAUUUAUAUGAAAUGUACUUUAACAGAAUAAAUUAUAAGGAACAAUUUGAAGGUAAAUUAAUAGCACUUCUUCUUUUUAAUUUACAAAAAAUUUUAAAAUCAAAUGAAAUAUCAGAAAAAACGUUUUAUCAUAUUUUGCAAAAUAUUUACGACUCUUUAAAAAUUGCCACAAUAAAGACGAGACAAAAUGUGUGUCCAUCACAAAGAGGAAGGAAUGAAGUGGGGGAAAAACAAGGAAGUGGAAAAGUAGGUGCAAAGCAGAAAGAUCUGCUUACACAAAUUAAGAAGCUUAAAUGCGUAGAGGAAGCAGCAACUAUAGGGGGAGAUAAAAUAAAAUGUAAUAAUGAAAAUGAUACCAAAAUGAAUAGAACAUAUUCUAAUUACUCAAACAAUUUAAGACUGCAUUUUACUAUUCAAGAAAUUGGCAUGAUAUUUCAAUUUUAUGAUUGCCUCUUAAAUAUAUCCAUAGGAAGAGAUAAAUUUGCAACGUCUUUCCAGCACACUCAUCAUACCGUUUUAAAUUUACAACACGAUAUGAUUGACAGGAAAGAAGAAAAAAAAAAUAGUUAUGGAAUAUUGUACAGUACAACAGACGGGCAAAAUGCGCACAGGGAGAUUCAUAACGACCACUACAAUUACCACUACAAUUACCACUACAACAACUACUACACCUAUUGGUGUACCCUCUUCGGGGCACAGGUAAACACUCUAAAGGAGAGCCUGCUUUUUUAUGCUUCACCUAGCUAUGGAAAAAAGGAAAAAAUGAAUAUACUUGACUUCUGCACAGUGUUCAAAGGGUUUUGUAAAAUAUAUAGAAAUACAUUACUAGAUAGAAAUAUUUUAUUGUUUUUUCAUAAUUUCAUAAUAUCAAAUCAAAACAAAGUAAGUGUGAAUGAGUUGAUUGUUAUACUUAAAUUAAUUUUCGAAAUGAAGAAUUCUGAUUUUUUUAAAAUUUUAUGCAAUAAAACAUACGGAAGCAACACACAUGGAAACUUCCUUAACAAUAUACAAAACAUUUUAAUUAAAAAUGUGUUAAAUGAAAAAAGCAUUUUACCAAAUUAUCGUAGGAAGGAGUCGUGUAUUAUUAUGUGCUUCUAUUAUCUGUCCUUUUUAAACUGGAAUGCUAAUAUAUAUCUUGUACUGAAUAAUUUUAUUGUAAAAAAUAUAAGGACUAAUACUGUAAUAAAUGCCAUUCCGUAUAUUAUUAUAAGUAAAUUUAACUAUCAUAAAUUAGAAGAGAAAUUAUUGAAGGGGCAAUUAAAACCGCCAAAGCAGGAAACACAAAGUGGACACGAUUUGAUGUAUGAACAAGAGGUAGCGGAUGCCCAUGGGGGGGAUAUGUUCAUAAACGGGAAUGAAAAAAUUUACCAAAAGAAGAAGUGCAAUAAUGGUGCAUCAGGUCGUAUUAAAAUGUAUGGACAAAGCGAUUUGGAUAGGAGUGUUGACAUAAAUGCUGCCAGGAAUUCUGACAAGACUGUUGAAUGUAGUGCUUACAGUAGUGCUGAUAGUAGUGCUUACAGUAGUGCUGAUAGUAGUGCUUACAGUAGUGCUGAUAGUAGUGCCUACAGUAGUGCUGAUAGUAGUGCUUACAGUAGUGCUUACAGUAGUGCUGAUAGUAGUGCGUACAGUAGUGCUGAUAGUAGUGCUUACAGUAGUACAUGUCAGAAUAAUUACCCCAUUACGCGUGAUAUUGAGAGGAUACAUAUCCUGUACAAGUUAAUAAAUAAACAUUUUGAUCGAUACAGAAUGUACUGUGUGCUGAGCUGCAUUUAUGUGUUCACAAAAUUUUUAAAGGAGAAGAAGACAAGUUAUUCGUUUCCCUUUUCGAAUUUUAAUUUUCCCGAUUUGUUUCAAAAAUUGCACAACAAACUGUUAAGCAGCUCAAAAUUACGGUGUGAAAAUAAUUAUGACUAUUUUAUUAAUUUUGUAAAAUACAAUUAUUGUGUAUCAUUCCUUAAUUAUUAUAUAAACUUAAAUAAUUUAAUGGAAAACAUACUACAAUAUUGUAAGGAUUUCCCUUUCAACUUUUAUACGCCGUUUAAUGCAUAUCUUAUAGUUCACUUUUUGAUAAAUUAUGAACAAAAUAUAAAAAGUCAGAAAUAUAUUCCCUAUAUAAAAAAUGUAUCACCACAUUUUGAAAAAAAAAUUAUACAUACAUAUAAUACCAUAAAAAUGGAAAAAAUAAUUGUUUUUAAAAAUUUAAUGAAAUAUGUAAGUUCUCAUCACGAAUUAUUAAAUACACACGACAUUAUAAAUAUAAUGAAAACUUUAAAAUUGUUAUCCUUUGAACUUAAUUAUAAGACCAUCUUAAUAGUACAUAAUUUCAUUCUAAAUUUUAAAUGUUAUUUACACACAAAAAUAAGUACAAACUUUGAAAUAUUAAUUGAAUAUAUAAAGUUCUUAUACUAUUUCGAAUCCCAGAAUUUUGAGUUAUUUCAAAAAUGCAGUAAUUUAAUAGUGAAUAUUUUUAUAUGUAUCUUCAGAACGAUUUUUAAAAAUCUGCAAAACAGUGAAGAAAAUAAUUACAUUGGUAUGCUGCAAUUCUCUUUGUUAUACAUGUCGUACUUUAUUCAAGAAUCAAACUCGGUUUUUAAUAUGUUAACCUCCAUAAAUUUGAGAAAAAUACAUUAUUUAAUGAAUAUUAAAUGCUUGAAUUUGGAAAAGUAUCAACACUCGUACACUUUUCAAUUACAAAUUUUGAAAGUUCUUAAGGGUGUUAUUAAAAAUAAAAGCAUAAUAAAUGAAUACAGCAUUGAUGGUACACCCUAUACGGUUGAUAUUAUCAUCACAUAA